CAAUCCUCGACAGUGCUUUUCCAGCUCUCGAGGUCGAAUGAUCGGUCUUUUUAAAACUUAAGUUAUAAUAUAUCUUCUUCUCCCUAUCUAAAACUCUUUCAUAUUCAGAGUGAUCCGAAUCGUUGAUCGUUUAGUAUCUCGUACUGUCUUAUCAGAAAGUAAAAAGAUUAAAAAAAGAAGAAAAAAAAUUAAGUAAACAAAAAAGAAAUAAAAAAGGAAAAAAUAAUAAAAAUAUAAAAAUAAAAAAGUGAAAAAAGAGAAUUCGAUCGGAAAGAAAUUUGAUUGAAUUCUCAUAAUGAAGCUAAUCUUUCUUUUAUUCUGUGCCAUCGUUCUUCUUCUUGGAUAUCAUGGUGCCAAUGCUAUCCAGUGUUACGUAUGUAACAGCAAUGACGACAGCCGAUGCGCAGACGAUAUUCCACCGGAUGCGUUGAAAAAAGAUUGUGGUGAGCUGAAGGAUGGUCCGAAGUUUACAAUGUGUCGAAAAAUUACUCAGGUCAUUGAGUUCAGCGUUAAUGGACUGCCAGCGAAUACUCGAGUGAUACGUAGUUGUGGUUGGAUCGAAUCGACUUAUAAAGGUCGAUGUUAUCAAAGAAGUGGUUUCGGUGGUCGACAAGAAGUUUGUUCAUGCUUGGAUGAUUAUUGUAACGGUGCGACGACAGGUGUCGAUCAACCACCGAAAACAUUUAUCUUAUCUUGUGCUCUUGGUGCCAUUCUUCUUGCAAUUGCACGCAAUUAGGCCAAGAAAUACGACGAGACCCUUCAUCGAUGCCUCAUUCUGAGUUUUAUCAGCACCACGACAUAAACGACGACGACGACGAUGAUGAGACGAUGACCAACGAUGGAACUUCGCAUGAUAAAUUUUCAACAUCUUCAUCAGUUCGAUAAAACGAAAAUGAUGAUGAUGAUGAUGAUAAUGAUGAUGAUGAUGAUGAUGAUGAUAAUGAUAAAAAUAAAGAUCAAGUGUGAGAAAAGAAAAACAAAAAGAAAAAAGAAGGAACAAAUUUUGCUGAAUAUCAUUAAAGAAAAAAAAGAAAAAGAAAGUUUCUUUGAAGAAAAAUUAAAGAAAAAAAAAAUAAAAGAAAAAAUAAAUAAUGGUAAAAACGAUAGCAUAAUUUUUAACGCGAUCGUCAACCAUUUUUCCACUAUUAUUAUAAAAUGAGAAUUCGUAAGAAAAAAAUCAGAAAAGAAAGAAAAAUUGAAAUAAUAAUAAUAGUAAUAAUAAUAAUAAUAAUAAUAAUAAUAAUAAUAACAAUUGUGCGAUGUUUCCUUUUCAUCUUUUCUAUUCGUCGAAGGGCCGUUGUUUCUAGAUUUAGUAAAACGUGUACGGUCGUUCCGAGGUCCUAUGAAGCUCAUAAUAAAAAAGGAAAGAAAAGAAGAAAAAAAAAUAAAGAAAAAAAAAGAUAAAAAAGAAAAUAAGAAAGGAAGUGAGAUAUCAAGGACGAAGAGAGAACGAAGCUCUAGACAUUUCGCGUACUAUGGUUUUGCGAGAGAAUAAUGAGAAUAUGUUUUUCUUUAUUCGUCUCAAUUGCGCCGAAUAUUCGUGUGAUUUUAGAUUAAACGUUUGACUCAACAGCUCGACGUAGCAAAUAAUAUAAACAAACACACACAUACAGGCACAUGCAUACAAAUACAUUUAUGUAUGAUUGUUAUCUUUAUAAUCUUUUUUUAACGCUUUUCUUGGUUCUUCUGUUAAAUAAUCUUAUAAAGAGAGAGAGAGAGAGAGAGAAUGUGUGUGUAAAAGAGUAUGAGGGAGAAAGGAUGAGAGAGAGAGAGAGAGAGAGAGAGAGAGGAAGAGAGAAAAAUACAAAAAUAUCUCGAAUUCAUUUUUUAGCACAAUAAUUCUCAUUUUAAAUCAAAUUAUUUGUAUAACAUAAAAAAAUAUUUUAUUCAACGAUUUGAUCUCUCUAAUUUCUAAUCCUUGAAUAAAAUAAAGCAAUGAAAAUCGUAUAUAAAAAAAGCUACAAAUUUUAUUAUUGUAAUGUACAAAAAUUGUAUUAUUCAUGAUGUAUUUUUUCUCCAAGGUUAUAUAUCAAAAACAGAGAAGCAACAAAUUAUUUGUAUGGAGUACCUAAGUAAAAUAAGUUGUUACAUUGUAUCAUACAUACACAUGAAUAGACACACGCACACACACACACACACAUACACACACAUAUAUAUAUAUACAUACAUAACUUACAUAAACUGUGUUCAUUCAAGAAAUUUUAUUGCGUAGAGAGCUUUAAUAAUAAAGAAAGAGAGUGAGAGUGAUAGAGAAUGAAAGAGAAAACGUAUCGUCUUGUCAAGUUCGGACUUUUCAAAUCUAUAUGUCCGAUGUUAAUAUCGAUACGUUUUUAAUUACGAAAGUAAGAUAGAAAUUUAAUAUAUAAUAAUAAUAAUAAUAAUAUAUAUACAUAAUGGGAGAUAUUAUAUAUAAGGAACGUUAAACGUAUUCCAAUCCAUCUCAAAUCCACGAUUAAACAAUUGCGAUGAACGAUUUACGCACGUUAAUUUAAUUAGCACUUUAAUUAAUAUCACGAAUCAUUAUCUCUUGUUAAGAAUUUUUACAUUUGACCGAUCGAAUCGAUUUGAUUUUAUUCGAUUCGAUUAGACUCAAUUAAUCGAUCGAUCGUUCUUAUUAAUUACAUUUAUUUCACCCCUUUUUUUUUUUGUAGAAAAAAAAUUAUCGUCGACGUUCACAUGUAUUUUAUCGCAUCUUGUUAAUUUUAAUAAAAAUCUACAAGCAGA
Vespa velutina is the source of this 2724-nucleotide messenger RNA. RefSeq lists its product as uncharacterized. NCBI's taxonomy places the organism in Eukaryota, Metazoa, Arthropoda, Insecta, Hymenoptera, Vespidae. Gene Ontology annotation, biological process: positive regulation of voltage-gated potassium channel activity; regulation of synaptic transmission, cholinergic; sleep. The coding region runs from base 296 to 736 and encodes 146 amino acids. The record is from RefSeq and is a predicted model, not a curated record. The transcript is spliced from 3 exons.